CGUUGGAAAAGUAAGCAUCAUGAUAUGUUAUAGAUGUUGAUGGCGAUAAAAAAUGGAAGAAGGUAUAGAGAUACAGGAACUUGAAGGAACAGAAAUGAUUCUUCAAAAAAUGGACUCUCUUGAUCUGGAAGAUUUGACAUCUGCUUGGGGAAGCAGUUCUCCAAAUUCAGCGUUAACUGUGAGGACUCAAGGUGACCCAUUAGUUGCUUGGGAUUCUGAAAAUUUAGCCAUAAACUCAUCUGAAGAUGUGACAAACUUACAAGAGAGACAACUAUCACGAAAAAACAAAAGUGAUGCUCUUUUGAAUCGAGAAAAUCCUUCAAUAUUAACUGAAAAAGAAAAUUAUUCCAAAUUUGAAAAUAUUCCACCAGAUCAUUUGUUGUUAUCAUCCAAGAUGGCAGAGUCAUCAUUUUCUUACCUUCCUGAUGAAAUGACAAUUAAGAUAUUUACCUAUGUUUCUCAAAAGUGCCUGUUAUCAUCUGUGUCUAGGGUGUGUAGAAAUUGGUCGUAUCUUGCCUUCGACUCUACAUUAUGGACUUCAGUGAAUAUAGAAAACUUAGAAAUUGUGUCUUCAGUUGAUUUGUGUCAGUUAUUGAAACAAAUUCCUGGAACUCAAAGACUUUUAACAUUGUCAAAUAUCAAAGAUCUUACUUCAGGAACUUUGAAAAUUGUCACAGACAUGGUUCCAAAUCUGAAGAAAAUAGAUCUGGGCUUUUGUACCUUUGAUAUUAUUGGUUUAAACACAAUAGUGAAAAACUUAGAAAAGCUGGAAUCAUUGAAUCUAGAAGGCUGUACCUGUAGUUUUGGAGAUCGUUUUGUGGUCAUGCUUGGAGAAGCUAAACAAUUAAAACAUUUGAAUCUAAGUCAUUGUGUAUUAAGUGAUCAACAACUGAUAUAUUUGAGUCGACAAUUAAAUGAAAUACAUUCUCUAGAUGUCAAUGGUAUACUAUAUAUAUCUGAUCUGUCUAUGAAAGUUUUGUUAACCAAACAUUGCAAUUUUUUACAAGUUCUAAAAUUAGAUGGAGAAGAACUGUCUGAUGAUACUAUGUAUCUUGUAUCAACUUGUAUUUAUCUCCAAACUUUACAAAUAUUCUUCUGUGAACUGUUAACAGAUGCAUCAUUGAAAUAUCUUCAGAACUUAGAGAAUUUACAACAUUUAACAUUAAGAAAAGGACCAGAAUUUUCAACGUCCGGUUUCCUGUCGUUUUUCAAGAACUGUAAUUUAUCAGGAAUUAGGUCACUGGAUGUGUCCGAGUGUCCCGAUCUAUCUGAUAAAUCAAUCCAUUCUCUAGUCCAACAGUGUGGUAGUAAAAUUGAACGUAUCAAUUUAUCUUGGUGCUGGAAUUUGUCGGAGAAAAGUUUGAUAUCUAUUGUAGACCAUUGUAGGAACCUAAAAGAGUUAAUAUUUGUAGGCGUUGAUAUUCGUGGCGAUUGUUUACAUCGUGUUCCAGAAGAGAUGCCUAAUCUUGUUUUAUGUGAUUUUGAAAAGUGUUCUUUUGUUAAUGAUGAAUUGUUAGAGAAUAUUGUAAAAGAAAAACCAGAUAUAGUUAUAAUGAACUAUCAUGGUGAAAAAUUUAUGAACAUACAUUCCUGACUAGCAGCCGAAUUACAGGGAAUUCCCGAAUUUUACAAAUGAACAGAGAUUUUCUAUUCUUGAUAAAUGCUAUGAACACUUCAAAAUUACCCCUUUUUUAAAUCACAGACAUUUGUAGAUGCAGUUAUUAAAUUGUAUGCUAGAGAAUACAGCCAAUCAGACAGCAAUAAGCCAUAAUGUUUACAAACUUUCUGUGUAAAAUCCAAUCACAUCGCUACUCUCUGUGAUAUAAAGAAAAGUGCCUAAUGAUGUCAAGGUAUUUAACAUGGUGUAUCAGAGUCAUUAUGCUGGUUAAAUAUUAUGUUUCUUUUUCAUUAUACAGGGAUGAAUAUUUUGUUGAAUAUGUUGUUCAUAGUUCAUCAAGCUCUGUCCUUAAUUCAGAGUCAUUUAAACUAUAUGUUCAGUUUUAUAUUACUUUAAUUUUAACAAUGAUGGUGGAAUGUUAUAUCAUAUUAUGUCUAUUGUAAAUUAUGUCAAGUGUUACAUUAAUUUAUUGAAUUAUGUUAAGAGUAAUGUUGUUUCAUUAUGUUCAUAGUAAGUUAUGUUCAGAGUAUAUAUAUAUAUUAUGUUUCAGUGCAAUCACUCUCCUUUUGUUAAAUUUUUAAGUUAAAAUAAAGAAAACAAGUU
This is a messenger RNA of Lottia gigantea (owl limpet), 2221 nucleotides long. RefSeq lists its product as hypothetical. Gene Ontology annotation, biological process: SCF-dependent proteasomal ubiquitin-dependent protein catabolic process. Gene Ontology annotation, molecular function: protein binding. Lineage: Eukaryota; Metazoa; Mollusca; Gastropoda; Lottiidae. The coding region runs from base 53 to 1594 and encodes 513 amino acids. The transcript is spliced from 6 exons. Gene Ontology annotation, cellular component: SCF ubiquitin ligase complex. The record is from RefSeq and is a predicted model, not a curated record.